CGCUGUCAAACUUUGACAUUUCUUCAUUUCAUUUCAUUUGUGUAUAGACAAACGGACAGUCGGUUCGCUACCUGCAAAUUUGUGAUUUUUUUCGUGUUUUUUUCUCGUCUUUUUUUCGAUUUUUUCCACACCAUUUUUGUAUAUAACCCGUUUUCUUUGUCAUGCAUAUUUAACAGUUUUAGUCCUUUUGAUACAAAUUAAUUUGAAUUAUACCACACAAACCAAAAUUUCUUCUACCUGACGAACCGAUUAAAAUCGACAUCAGACGAGUAUACGCGAUAUCGUUCAACAAGACUAUCAAUUUGUUCGAAUAAAGAACAUUCCAAAGAUGGCACCAGAAGAUGAUCUUGAUUUGCCACAGACACAAAGUCAGUCGCACAACACACAAGAUCAGGUAUUCUCACAAGAUGCCGACGAGGGCAAAGAUGUUUGGGGCCGUUUGAUUGCCAAGCACAAAUCAUUCAAUAAUUUCGAUCUGACAAGUGACACAUUUACUGCUGGCCGAGCUACCAGCUGUGAUUACAGUUUAUCGGCAGAGCAGAUCAAGCAGAAGCUCCUCGUGCAAAUGUCAAAGCGACACUUCCAAAUCACACGAAAUCUCACAGAAGUCGACAGUCCUGUGUAUAUCGAGGAUUUGUCUCGAAAUGGUACAUUCGUUAACGAAGAAAAGAUUGGACUGAACAAAAAACGCAUUUUAGCCCACGGUGACACCAUUGCGAUUGCAAUCGCAAAGAUGCCAGCAUUUCUCUUCAGAGAUCAUCGUCGACAGUCUAACGAUUUGCCGGAAGAAAUUGCAAAAAAAUAUUACAAGAGCACAAAACUCGGAUCCGGCGCAUGUGGAACCGUUUUUCUUGUGUACAAAUACCGUACGUGCCAGAAGUUUGCAAUGAAACACAUCAAGAAAAAUCUUUUAGUCGAUUACAAAACCGAUAAGUCGUUGAAUGAAGCGCGAAUCAUGAAAAGUUUGACGCAUCCGUGCAUUGUGAAAAUGCAUGAAAUUGUCGAUUGCUCGGAUUCUGUAUACAUCACAUUGGAGCUGAUGAAAGGAGGCGAAUUGUUGACGCGCAUCCAAAAGAAGCGAUACCUAAGCGAAUCCAACGCAAAGGUAUUCUUCUACCAGAUGUGCCAUGCGAUUAAGUACUUGCACGAGCGCAAGAUUACUCACCGAGACUUGAAACCGGACAACAUUUUGUUGGCAUCGGCAGAGGAGAACACGUUACUCAAGAUCUCCGAUUUUGGCCUCAGCAAAUUGGUUAAAAACAACUCUGUGUUGAAGACACUCUGCGGUACACCACUAUAUGUUGCCCCAGAGGUGUUGUUAACGAAUGGAAAAGGUGAAUACACCGAGAAGGUAGACAUCUGGAGCUUGGGAGUAGUCCUCUUCACGAUGCUCUCAGGCACGCUCCCCUUCGCAGAUGACUAUGGUAGUCCAGCACAAGAGCAGAUCAAAACAGGAAACUUCCAGUUCAGAUCGAGCAACUGGCGACAUGUAUCGAGAACGGCAAAAGAUCUCAUCAAGGAUUUGCUCACCACUGACGUGAAAAAGCGGCCAUCCAUUGAUCAAUUGAUACAAACGAAGUGGCUUCGUGACAGCGACAUGAUCACGACGGCACACAAUAUCAUGGGUUUGAAAGUACCCCAACACUAUCAAACAAACGCUACGCGAUUGGCAAUCCACGCACCGCGCACCACUGCCAAUUCGGGCUCAGAUCACGGCUUCUUACGGCCAUACGCCGUUGACAUUGACAGCGAGAAUAUACAACCAUCAAAAAAACGCCGGUUACACUAAGGGAAAAAAAGAAAAGAAAAUUUCGCACGAAUGCAAUGCCAUACGCCAGAUGAUUUGCAUGAUUUAUACGAUCAUAGCAUUCUUUUCAUUUGUGAUUUACGAUUAGUACAAUUUAUACACGUUCAUUCAGUUCAGAAAGAGUGAACAAUAACCUCACAUACAAACAAAGAGAAAAACUAACCAAAACGUACAAAAACCUUUGAUAACAAACAAUUUUUGCCAAAAAACAUUUAUCUCAGAACAAUGACUUAAGUCAAGAAAGCCCAGUAUUGAUAUUGUACAAAUAUCGCAUAACAACAAAUAGUAUAGCAAACAUUUUGAUAAAAAACAAAUCGGAGAAAUUUUUUUUUCGAGAAAAACAAAAACAAUAGGGUCAGAAUACGGAGUUGAAUUAAAAAGAACGAAUAUUUUAGGUUAUAACUAGGCUCUAGAUUUUUCUACCUACAACCAUGACAUGACGCAAUGAAUACAUCGGUUCCAGGGCAAUAGUUCUACCGAUUGAAGAGAUCAGAUCGACGUACAGAGAAGGAAACAUUUUACUAUGGAAAGGAAAAUGUAUCGAAUCAAAAAUGUUAGCUUCGCCUUAAUUAGGGAUUUAAUUGGAAAUACCAUACAUUGUCGUGCAAUUCGCAUGUAAAUAAAUUUACCAAAAAUUA
Molecule: messenger RNA, 2445 nt
Organism: Sitodiplosis mosellana (orange wheat blossom midge)
Lineage: Eukaryota; Metazoa; Arthropoda; Insecta; Diptera; Cecidomyiidae
Gene: lok
Product: ovarian-specific serine/threonine-protein kinase Lok
Exons: 5
Coding region: 329-1789 (486 amino acids)
Biological process (GO): mitotic DNA damage checkpoint signaling; protein phosphorylation
Cellular component (GO): nucleus; cytoplasm
Molecular function (GO): protein binding; ATP binding; protein serine/threonine kinase activity
Source: RefSeq, a predicted model, not a curated record